Messenger RNA from Notolabrus celidotus (New Zealand spotty), 7373 nucleotides. RefSeq names its product neuropilin 1a (gene nrp1a). Gene Ontology annotation, molecular function: vascular endothelial growth factor receptor activity; semaphorin receptor activity. Gene Ontology annotation, cellular component: membrane. Lineage: Eukaryota; Metazoa; Chordata; Actinopteri; Labriformes; Labridae. The transcript is spliced from 21 exons. Bases 1647 to 4421 code for a protein of 924 amino acids. The record is from RefSeq and is a predicted model, not a curated record. Gene Ontology annotation, biological process: axon guidance; angiogenesis; vascular endothelial growth factor signaling pathway.
GUGUUUCUUAGUCUUGUCUUGUGUACUCUGUUUUGUUGUUCUGAAUCCUCUGUGUUUCCAGGUUAGUUACUUUCUGCCCUUGUGUAUCCCUCCUUGUUGAUUACCCUCAUCAGUUUCACCUGUGUCCUGUGCUCCACACCUGUGUUAAUUACUCUGUGUAUUUAGUUCCUCUGUUUCCCCUGUCUCUUGUGAGAUCAUUGUACUGUAUGUCAAACCCUCCUGCAUGUACCUCUUGUUUCCCUGUGCCUGUGUUUGCCUUGUUCGCAUGUAGCCCCCUCAGCGCCCUUCUGUCUCCUGCCGCUACCGUGAUGGAUAAUGAUGGCACCACUGCACUUUUGAAUGGCACAUUUCACUUCUAAAAACCUCCCAGAUGGACCGCUCAGUGGACAAGUCAAAAGUAAUGUGCACUUUGUGUCAAACAGAGUUAAAAUAUCUUUGAAGUACUACAAGUUUGAGCUACCAGCAGCUAAUGUGCAGCUAAUAGGACUGUUGUCAGCGGCGUAUCAAUCAUCACGGACCUGUGGAUAAAACUACAUAGAAGAGGUCAGCUACAGCACUUACUUGGUUUCAAUCCACGCUGGUGUGGCAGGGCAGCAUUAUUUGAAUGGUUAAGCCAACCAAACUAUUUGGACAGGUUUUGGGAAAUGAUCAUGCCUUUGCCUGAACAGAAAACUCACUUCUUGUUUCAGAAGUUUUCAAAUUGAGACAAUUUGCCUCUCAACAUGAUUCCAUACAGCCUCGGUCACAUAGGCACUCCUUAAAUACUAAGACAAGCCUCCAUUUCUUCCUCCCUCUCUUUCUGUCUGCAUUCAACUCUAAACCUCUCUGUUUCUCCCUUCCACUCUUUCUAUUUCUCCAUCUCUGCUGAGCACAAUUUCCCCCUCCAUCUUUCUCUCUGCAUCCAAUCCCCCCCCUGUUGUUCAUUCAUUUUUCAUUCACUUGCAUCUGACUUCAAAUAUUUCUCCCCUUUUCUCAUCCUGCAUCUAUUUGUCUCUGCCUGCCUCUCCCUGCUCUCCGUCUCUGUCCUGCUGUAUCUCUUUCUCCCGCUGUCCGUCUCGAUUUGUCUCAGUGGACAGGUUGGUUUCUCUCAGGGCUGCACUCUGACAUGGUGAAAUGGAGUUAGUUUGUUCCUGCAGUGAUGGCCGCACUCUGCAGUUGGGAUAACAACUCCAGAUAUUGACGGAGAGGACUUCAGGGGUCACCAUGAGCUGGCAGGAAGAAGAGAUGAAGCCUCACAGCACUGCACACAUCUGCUGAAGGCACAGUAACAUCUUUAAGGGUACUCAGAAGCCAAUAAGGAUUACCCCCUGCCUGAUCAUUUGACGGAGUACGAACGCAAAAAGGAGUGAGUCAUUUCUUCAUAUAUCUUGCGCUUUUGGCUUCUUUGGAGAGGAUAUGGCACGGGCGGCGAUGGAGAGAGGAGCGCAGCCGGCACAGGCGAGAGGAAACAGGAGCUGAAUGACAGGAUGCCAGCGACCUGAGCCCGCUCUCAGAUCAACUUCGUUACAAGAGACACUUCUGCUUUAUUUGUCGAGUUUAAGAGAAGACAGAAGAAUACUUGGCUCACAAACAAACCCUGUUGGAGGAGUUUAAUUUUGGAGUUUUUUUUAUAUGCGUAAUUUUAUUUUUUGGGAGAGAAAACAAGGAUGCAUUGUGGAUUAGUCUUUAUCCUGUUCAUGGGAAUCCUUUUGGUGGUCAAGGCUUUCAAAAACGACAAAUGUGGAGGCAACAUCAGAAUCUCAAACCCCAACUACCUCACCUCGCCGGGAUACCCCAUGUCUUAUCCCUCUUCUCAGAGAUGCACGUGGGUGAUAUCUGCGCCUGGUCCUCACCAGAGGAUCCUCAUCAACUUUAAUCCGCAUUUCGAUCUGGAGGACCGGGAGUGCAAGUAUGACUACGUGGAGGUGCGAGAUGGGGUGGAUGAGAGCGGUCAGCUUGUGGGGAAAUACUGUGGGAAGAUCGCUCCAUCUCCGGUCGUCUCUUCAGGAAACCAGCUUUUCAUCAAGUUCGUGUCUGACUAUGAGACCCACGGAGCAGGUUUCUCCAUUCGAUAUGAGAUCUUCAAGACAGGUCCUGAAUGCUCCAGGAACUUCACCUCCAACAGCGGUGUCAUAAAGUCGCCAGGUUUCCCAGAAAAAUACCCCAACAACCUGGACUGCACUUUCAUGAUCUUCGCUCCCAAGAUGUCUGAGAUCAUUUUGGAGUUUGAGAGCUUCGAGCUGGAGCCGGACCCGACUCCGCCUGCUGGUGUUUUCUGCCGCUAUGACAGACUGGAGAUCUGGGAUGGCUUCCCUGGAGUGGGUCCAUACAUCGGGAGAUACUGUGGGCAGAACACCCCAGGCAGGAUCAUCUCCUACACUGGCAUCCUGGCGCUGACAAUCAACACCGACAGCGCCAUUGCUAAGGAAGGCUUCUCUGCCAACUUCACUGUCAUUGAAAGGACUGUUCCAGAAGACUUUGACUGCAGCGACCCUUUGGGAAUGGAAUCAGGAGAGAUAACAUCGGACCAAAUCGUGGCUUCAUCCCACUACAACCCCAGCUGGUCCCAAGAGCGCUCCAGACUCAACUACUACGAAAAUGCAUGGACGCCGGCAGAGGACUCGAACAAAGAGUGGAUUCAGGUGGACCUUGGGUUCUUGCGGUUCGUCUCAGCCAUCGGUACCCAGGGCGCCAUUUCCCAGGAGACCAGGAGGGUUUACUUUGUCAAGUCAUACAAAGUGGAUGUCAGCUCUAAUGGAGAGGACUGGAUCACUUUGAAGGAAGGCUCCAAACAAAAGGUUUUUCAAGGCAACACCAAUCCGACAGACGUUACCAAGACGAAGCUGCCCAAACCCACACUAACGCGUUUCGUCCGAGUCCGUCCCGUUACCUGGGAAACAGGCAUCGCACUGCGCUUCGAGGUGUACGGAUGUAAGAUAUCAGAGUACCCCUGCUCAGGCAUGCUGGGCAUGGUAUCAGGUUUAAUUACAGACAACCAGAUCACUGCCUCCUCUCAUACGGACCGGAGCUGGGUACCAGAGAAUGCUCGUUUGUUGACCAGCAGGACAGGGUGGACCCUGUUGCCCCAGCCCCAGCCCUUCACCAACGAAUGGCUGCAGGUGGACCUCGGCGAUGAGAAACUGGUGAAGGGAUUGAUCAUCCAGGGAGGGAAGCACCGUGAGAACAAAGUCUUCAUGAAGAAGUUUCGACUGGGUUACAGUAACAACGGCUCUGAGUGGAGGAUGGUCUUAGACACCAACGGGAACAAGCCGAAGAUCUUUGAAGGGAAUAGCAACUAUGACACUCCUGAGCUGAGGACGGUGGAGCCCCUGCUGACACGUUUCAUCAGAAUAUACCCAGAGAGGGCCACUCCUGCUGGCAUGGGCCUCCGGCUUGAACUGCUUGGCUGCGAAAUUGAAGCUCCUACUCUACCGCCUACCACAACAGCACCGAGCACCACUCCAUCAGACGAGUGUGACGACGACCAGGCGAGCUGCCACAGCGGCACAGGUGAUGACUACGAUGUGACAGGUAGUACCAUCAUACCGGGGACCACUACUGCAGAAGUGGACACCAUCCCAGCUUUUCUGUGGUUUGCCUGCGACUUCGGUUGGGCCAACGAUCCGUCCUUCUGCAGCUGGACAUCAGAGAACACAGGCUCCAGGUGGCAGAUACAGUCAAGUGGCACUCCCACGCUCAACACGGGACCCAACAUGGACCACACAGGUGGAUCAGGGAACUUCAUCUAUACCCUCGCGACACGUCCUCAAGAUACGGAGGUGGCUCGGCUCAUCAGCCCGGUGGUCAGCUCUCCGGACUCAGACCUGUGUGUGUCUUUCUGGUACCACAUGUUCGGCCCACACAUUGGCACUCUGCAUAUCAAACAGCGCAAACAGACAGUCGACGGUCCAGCUGACAUCCUGCUGUGGACUGUAAGUGGUCACCAGGGCAACCGCUGGAGGGAAGGCCGUGUCCUUGUGCCACGCACCAACAAACCCUAUCAGGUUGUGAUCGAAGGUCUGGUUGAUGGAAAGAGCUGGGGGGACAUUGCUGUGGAUGACAUUAAGGUUCUCAAUGGACUCAGCAUGGCUGAGUGUAAAGACCCUGAUGUGCCCACUGAGCCAAUGCUACCAGAGGAUCGCCUCAAUGAAAUCCUUGAGGACAUCACCGUGUAUCCAGACUUUGUGGAGACCAACCAGAUCAGCGGGGCGGGCAACAUGCUGAAGACGCUCGACCCAAUUCUCAUCACCAUCAUCGCCAUGUCAGCCCUCGGGGUCUUCCUGGGGGCCAUCUGUGGCGUGGUCUUGUACUGCGCCUGCUCACACGGUGGCAUGUCGGACAGGAACUUAUCAGCCCUGGAGAACUAUAACUUUGAGCUAGUGGAUGGCGUGAAGCUAAAGAAGGACAAACUCAAUGUACAGAGCUCAUACUCAGAGGCGUGAGCUGGGACUGGGUGCAUCAUGUGACUGUAUGACGUGCAGAGCGUGCACAAGACUGGCUGUAGGCAUAUGCUCUCGUGUAUCAGCGAGUAGGCAGGCUCAUGGACUGCCACCACCCUCAACUUCACUGGAUGAGGGACAGGUUCAGGAACCAAUGGGAGGUUUGGACUGACCCACGCUUUUUCUCAGGAGCAGCAGUAAAAAGAACCUACCAGUAGGGGACACUGUGUACAAAUAAACUACAGAAAAAAAUAUGUACAGAUGAUUCAGAUGAUAUUUUAAUUUUUCUAUUUUGAUUUUCAUUCAUUUUUACAAUCGGAUGCUGGUGUUGAGACCAAUUUAUUAAUAAUGUUAAAAGUAUUUAUCAUUUUCUGGGAAAGAAAUCUUUUUUUUCUUUAUCAGUCCAUGAAGGUUGUUUAUUUUGGACUUUUGAAAGAGACGUAUCAAAAUCUAAAAUGAACCAUAUCCGGCAAAACUGUAGAUUUGCCCCAUGUUGUGGCAUACAGGGUGUGCCCAUUACCCAUGUACCUUUUCCCCUUUGACCUCUAUCAUUCUAAAGUGAGGGUCCCAUUCAUGGCAAUGUAUGGUUCUGACAGUGCCUUUAGUAUAUUUCAGUUGGCCUCUUCUGUUGAUCCGGGUGUUUUUUACUGUACAUGGCUUAAGUUAUGACAGAAAACAGGGGCACAUUAUCGUAUGAAUAUCUGCAAAUCAGGAUAACAAUCUGUCACAGCGCUUUGUUUUUGUUUGUUGUUGUUGUUUUCUGUCCAAAACCCACACACUGUAAAUAAGUUUUAAUAUAUUUUAUUGCCCUUUUUAAAGAAAGUAAAAAGGAAAAAAGCUGCAGUAUCCCUUUUUUCAUGGGUUUGUGUGUGUGUAAAUACAAUCUUCUGACUGUUCUGUGGAAGGUGCAGUGUUAUGGUUUUGAUUUUUAGGUUUUCUUGCUCAGACGAGUUAGCUUUUUGUGAUAUUACGGCGACUUUCAAUGUGCAUUCAAGCCAUCUGUCACCGAAAACACCCGCCCACAAAAGACAAGUGAAUUAAAUGUAAUGAAACAAAAAAAAAAAACAGUUGACAGGAUGAACUCUUAAAGAUCUUUUUCAACUAAUGCCACAAUUCUUCAUCAUAUAUCUGCUCUGCAUUCAACUGGUCACCUGAAUUCAUAUAGUUUCAUGUAUAAUUUCAUAUAGCUUCAAACACUCUCAUGUCAAAGGCAGAGGAGGUGUUAAAGUAUAAAAAAAAUGUCUGUCAGCAUACCAAAAACUCAACAAUCAUCAUCACUGCUCUGCUUUAGCUAUGCUAGCUCAUCCCCUCCUUACGUCACUGUGGAUUGUUCACUGAAGAAGUGCUCUCUGGACAAUGCAGCUUGAAUGCACUUUGUUACUGAUCCCCUCAUUUUAAAAAAAGAGGGUUUAACACACUAACUGAAGAAUGGUGCUAACAUUACUUUAGCCAGACACAUCUGUCUCUUUAAAAAAAAAAAAAGCCCAGUUUGUAUUGUUCACAUGCUGUAUUGUAGCUUAAGGCCUCAUAGAGGGGCCACAAAGAGUUUUACGUGUUUCACGUGUAGCAGCCAUAACGUUGUGAUGUCAGAGCUGAUGUCAUUCAGACGGGACAAUGGUACAGCGAGGGAUUGCGGGGCGUCACCUGAAUCAGGUCACCUGGCCUCCCCUCCAUGGCUUUACCAAAGGAUGGUCGCCCCCUUCUGGUUCAUGGGGGCUCUCACCUACACUCAAAAAACAAGAAAACUGCAGUUUUCCCAUGAUUCACUCAGAAAAAGAACUGGCUUUACUCUUUAAGAUUUCCCAAAAGGGGAGGUGAUGGAGUGGAGAAACGUGUGACAGUGUUUUUCUAUCUCUUUAUAAGCUCAAAGAAGUGCAAAUGUUACUUCAAAGUGAACUCUUUAAAUCUCUAUGGAGACUCUUGUUUGCAGAUGGAUGUAUCGGACAAUCCCAAGCUAACCCGACACUACAAAGGGAAGGAACUCUGUGUGAACUCCAUGUGAGACUGACAGUAUCAGGACACAAGAACCCACAGUACAGGAACUCGGCGUUUUUUCCACAAUCAAUCUAAGAACUCAAUACUGAGAGGGGUGACGUCUUUUUACAUCUGUGUGCUUUGUAUGUCGUGCCGUGGUGAACACAUCCUCAGCUUUGUUCAUGUCAGAAAUCGACCUCCCACUCCUCUCGACCUCUACACCGUAACGUCUGCCGCGCUUUCAGCUGUAGAGGACUGUAGCUCCAGCGACGUCUGCUAAAACUAGAGAAAAAGGAUACUGUAGCGUGGACUCAAGAGAAACAAUGUUGCACUGAUAAAUAUAUUUAAGAGGUUUAUGUGUUUAUAGCGUUCAUUUGCAAAAAAACAGAAGAAAGUCAAAAACACAAAAAACACAUGUUCAUUUCUUUCAUCUUUUUUAUAUAUAUAGUUUCAGAUUAUGUGAUAUAAUUCUGAAAUGUAAAAAUAUUGAGAUGUUUUCAUUAUUGAAAAAGGCAAAUAGAUUUUCCAACAGUAAUGUCCCUCCCCUACACAUUUACAUGGCAUAUUAACGCUUCGUUUUGUACUGUCAUUCAAAUUUUGUGCAGAUUUUGUUCUGUUUUUUACAAAGAACAAGAAAAUAAGACUUUUAUUUUCAAUACUGCUUCUGUAAUUUUGCUGUUGUAGGAAAAAAACGAAUAAACAGCAAGGCCUUAAAAAAAGAAAAGGGGAUAUUUGUGUUGUGAUCCAGAAUCCAGAUCUUGUUUUUCUUUUAUUCCGAUCAGAUCCUCAUCACAGCCGUGCUGUAAAGGUUCACCAGCAGCCUCACAAUCAGCUCUUUGGAGCAACAUCUGUUCUGUCCAUCAAAGUGAUGUGAAAGCACUAAUACAGCAAGACAGUGAUGUAAACAGGAACAGUUUGUCUAGACUUUGUUUUACAGCCAUCGCUUUCCAAAGAUACAAAUAAAAGGCUUCUUCAUAUGAA